GCUGGGUGCCGGCAUUUGUCGAUUACUAGCCCAGGACCCAGACACUUUGGUGGAUUUUUAGUUUAUCGCGAAAAAGACAAAGAAAAUUCAAAAUGGAGGCGAUUAAGAAAAAAAUGACCAUGCUUAAGCUGGACAAGGAGAAUGCGAUCGACAGAGCCGAGCAAGCGGAAACCGACAAGAAAUCUGCCGAAGACAAAGCUACUGGGUUGGAGGAAGAGCUCCAAGGUCUGCAGAAACGACUCAAAGCAACCGAGGACGAGUUGGAUACGUCACAGGAGAAACUUCGAACCGCUAUCGAGAAUUUGGAAAACGCGGAGAAGAAAGCUGCUGACGCAGAACAAGAGGUCGCGUCAUUGAACCGCCGCAUCACCUUAGUUGAAGAGGAAUUGGACAGAGCACAAGAGAGACUUACCAUUUCACUUUCUAAGCUUGAAGAGGCGGAAAAGGCUGCAGAUGAAAGCGAACGUGGCCGCAAAGUUAUCGAGAACCGAUCGUUGAAGGACGAAGAAAGAUUGGAAGUUCAAGAAAUUCAACUUACCGAAGCGAAGAACAUCGCUGAGGACGCCGACCGUAAAUACGUGGAGGUCGCUCGCAAGCUUGUUAUGGUGGAAGCUGAACUUGAGCGGGGAGAGGAGAGAGCUGAACUUGCUGAAAGCAAAGCAACGGAACUCGAAGAGGAAUUGAAGAUUGUGGCGAACAACCUGAAGUCACUUGAAGCAUCUGCUGAGAAGUAUGCAGCAAAGGAAGGAAUCUUUGAAGAAGAAAUCAAGACUUUGUCCGACAAACUGAAAGAUUCGGAGACAAGAGCUGAGUUCGCUGAAAAGUCGGUGGUUAAGUUGGAGAAGAACAUUGAUGAAUUGGAAGACUCUCUGUAUGCUGAGAAAUGCAAGAUCAAGGCGAUAUCUGAGGAUAUGGAUGUAACUCUGCAAGGAAUUGGUGAUCUGUAAUCUGUAAUAUGUGUGUUGAGUGUUUAUCAGUUAAUUAGUUCAGCAAACCUUACCUGAUUUAGAAGGUCAUACAAUAAAUAAAGUGUACGUGGA
This is a messenger RNA of Ciona intestinalis (vase tunicate), 1040 nucleotides long. The record is from RefSeq and is a predicted model, not a curated record. Lineage: Eukaryota; Metazoa; Chordata; Ascidiacea; Phlebobranchia; Cionidae.